AUGACCUCCAUCACCAUCGAUGAGGCGGGUACACGCCCCCUCCAGCGUAUCCAUUCUACCAACCUCCCUUCUCAUUCCCAGGAGCCGUCGUUCGUCGCAUCCGUCCUUGAUAAGCUCAUCGACUCCACCGCAACUCACCACGAUGUCUCCCACACCAUACAUGCCCCAAUGCAUCUCACUCACCUCGUUUCAUCCCUCCAUUCUCUCAUUCCCGGCAUAGAGAAGUACGCCACAGAGUACCAUGUCGGCAAUUACGUUGUAGUUCGCGCCACCGGCGAGAAGUUCUUCGAGAGCAUGCCCAUCUACGGCAGGCUUGGCAUGCAUCUCCUGUUCUACGGCCACACCGAGAUCAAGGUUCUUCACGAGAAAUCAGUGGAGGCUGUUCUCGAGGAUCUCUCCAUCAGGGAAGGGAAAACGUACGACUCCCCCGAGUCUGUCAAGUCCAUUCCGUCCUUCAUUCGGACUUACUCGCUCGAACUCGAUCAGCUUCUCUAUCCCGACAUCAGCUACUACAAAUGCUUCAACGAAUUCUUCUACAGGAAAUUGAAACCAGACGCGCGCCCGGUAGCUCACCCAGACGAUCCUACGGGUAUAUGCAGCGCAGCCGAUUGCAGGCUCACAGCGUACCAGAACGUUGAUCUCGCCAAGAAAUUCUGGAUCAAGGGUAACCACUUCACCGUCGCCAACCUCCUCGGCGUUGCAGAGGAUUCCUCGAAUGCACAGGCAUUUGACGGUUCCAGCGUCGCCAUAUUCCGCCUGGCACCUGCAGACUACCACCGGUUCCACAGUCCAAUCGAUGGCGUUGUCGGUGAGACCUUUGACAUUGCUGGAGAAUACUACACCGUGAACCCGCAGGCGGUGAACGAGCCCAACUUCGAUGUGUUCACGGACAAUAAGCGCUCUGUGCUCUACAUGACUCACCGACUCACCGGCCAGCCUGUUGCAUUCGUCGCGACCGGUGCUAUGCUCGUCGGGAGUAUCAAGUGGACCGCGGGUGGCGAGAAGGGCCGCAACGUCAGCCGCGGCGACGAGCUGGGCUACUUUGCUUACGGUGGGAGCACCAUCGUCGCGCUCUUUUCCCGCGGCCUCGUCACGUUCGACGAGGACCUCCUAAGGAACUCCGAAAGCGUGCUCGAGACCCAGAUGAAGGUCGGAUGGUCCCUCGGGCGCAGCCAGCCCCCAGCGGCUGCCCAAUGA
Sparassis crispa is the source of this 1197-nucleotide messenger RNA. RefSeq lists its product as hypothetical. Gene Ontology annotation, biological process: phospholipid biosynthetic process. The transcript has 10 exons. The record is from RefSeq and is a predicted model, not a curated record. Lineage: Eukaryota; Fungi; Basidiomycota; Agaricomycetes; Polyporales; Sparassidaceae. Gene Ontology annotation, molecular function: phosphatidylserine decarboxylase activity. Bases 1 to 1197 code for a protein of 398 amino acids.